CAACAAUCAACCUGAUUACUGAAUGACUCAUAUAAAGGCAGCAUUUCUUUCUUCCAGUGCAGAGCUUCUGUGUUAAUGUGAAGGCAGUGCAGAAAACUGACUAAAGAUGUCUGGCCGUGGAAAGAAAGCUGCACCUAAACCGAAAAGCAAUGUAUCCCGGUCCAUCAGAGCAGGCCUCAGUUUUCCAGUGGGCCGAAUCCACAGGCUACUGAAGAAAGGCAACUAUGCCGAGCGAAUUGGCAGUGGCGCAGCAGUGUACUUUGGGGCCGUACUGGAGUAUCUCUGCGCAGAAAUCCUGGAGCUUGCAGGAAAUGCCUGUCGUGACAACAAGAAGCACCGCAUCUCCCCUCGCCACAUCUUGUUGGCAGUGAAAAAUGACGAAGAGCUCAACAAACUGCUCGCAGGGGUCACAAUCUCUGAGGGUGGCGUCAUCCCGAAUAUCCAGGCAGUCCUUCUCCCGAAGAAGACCAAGGGGACCAAGGAUGACAGCUCAGCGAAAGAUGUUCAGUCUCAAGAGUUUUAAUUGUGAAUUCUUUUUAAAAAAAAUUAUACAUAAUAAAAGUUUUUAAUUUUUAAAA
Molecule: messenger RNA, 578 nt
Organism: Gasterosteus aculeatus aculeatus (three-spined stickleback)
Lineage: Eukaryota; Metazoa; Chordata; Actinopteri; Perciformes; Gasterosteidae
Gene: h2af1al
Product: H2A histone family member 1a like
Cellular component (GO): nucleosome
Molecular function (GO): DNA binding; structural constituent of chromatin; protein heterodimerization activity
Source: RefSeq, a predicted model, not a curated record